CAAAUUGCCUAAGACAACAUUAUCUUUACCCUUCACAGAAAAGAAGAAAAACAUAUAUAUCUCAAACCUCUUUUGCCCAUCACACAUAAAAAUCAAGCCUAAUGGAUAUAUCUUCAUUCUCCUCCCAUCUCAACCUCCUCAUAACCUCCUUCUUACUACUUCAAUGUCUAAUUGAUUGUAGCUCAGCCAACUCAGAUAUCAACACUGAUCGUUCUUCACUCACUGCUUUCAAAUCUCGAAUCUCUUUCGACCCCCAUAAUAUAUUGACCAAAAAUUGGAGCGACGAUAGCAAUAUUUGUAGUUGGAUCGGAGUGACUUGUGAUUCUCGGUAUCACAGGGUGACUCAGUUGAAUGUAUCAUCUAUGGAUCUUGUAGGCACCAUUCCACCCGAAAUCGCAAAGCUUUCUCAUCUUGUUUCUUUAGAUGUGAGUGAAAACUCUUUUCAUGGUCCUAUUCCCACAUCUAUUUUCAACAUGUCAAAUUUACAAGUUUUGGAUUUGAGGAAUAAUAGUUUGUCUAGUAAACUACCGUUUGAUAUGUGCAAACACAAUCUGCAUAAACUCAAGAGACUUCGUAUUUCUUACAACGAGUUGUAUGGGGAAAUACCAUCGAGUUUGGAGGGGUGUUCGCAGCUUGAGUAUCUUUCUUUGUACAGCAACAACUUCAGUGGACAUGUGCCAUCACAGAUUGGGAACUUGACAUUGCUUCAACAAUUAAGCUUGGGAGCCAACAAUUUGACUGGUAAUAUUCCAAGAGAAAUUGGAAACUUGACAAUGCUUCAAUUAUUGAACUUUGGUGACAACAAGUUAAGUGGUAAUAUUCCAAAAGAGAUCGGUUAUCUUAGUAACUUACAAAGUUUGAACAUUAGAGUCAACCAGUUCUCAGGUGCUAUACCGACAACUAUUUACGGCAUGACUUCGUUGAUGUAUUGUGACUUUGCAUUGAAUCAUUUAAAUGGAUCAUUAUCAAGAGAUAUUCGCAACAUGACAUCCCUCCGCAGAAUUGGCCUUGAAAAUAAUAAUCUAAUUGGUGAAAUUCCAAAAGAGAUCGGUGAUCUUGCUAAUUUCGAGCGAUUGAGUAUGUGUUGCAACAAAAUAACUGGUUCAGUGCCACGAGAAAUUGGGAACUUGACAAACAUGGUUGGUAUAUACCUUGGCAACAAUGCUUUGAGCGGUUCUAUACCUAAAGAGUUGGGCCGUCUUGUUAAUUUAUGGGAGCUGCAGUUGAAAGACAAUUAUCUAAUUACUGGAUCAAUACCAAAGGAAUUUGGGAACAUGGCAUCCCUUACCUACUUAUUGCUUUACAACAAUAAAUUAAGUGGUGCUAUCCCAAACGAGAUUGGAAACAUGACACUUCUUCGCGAAUUAAGGCUCUACAACAAUUCUUUAAGUGGUAACAUUCCGAAAGAAAUUGGUCGUCUUAAUAAUUUGAGGGUACUCAGUAUCGAAUACAACAACAUUAGUGGACCAUUGCCGAGAGAAAUUGGAAACUUGACAGCCAUUAGCGAGUUAUGGCUUUUCGAAAAUAAUUUAAAUGGUCCAAUACCUUCCACUAUUGGGAAUAUGUUAGAGCUGGUUUUCUUAGAACUCUCUCACAACAGAAUAGUUGAAGAGAUUCCAUCAUCUAUCUGCAACUUGAGAUCUCUUGCAAUUCUAGAAUUAUCAAACAAUCAUUUGGAAGGACCAAUUCCAAAAUGUUUGAGGAACUUGAGCACAUCUCUGUUAAUCCUCCAUUUGAAUGCAAAUAAACUUACUGGCCCCGUCCCAUCAAUAUUCACAAAGGGAUGCAUUCUUGAGUCAAUAAAUCUGAAUGGAAAUAAAUUGGAAGGAACACUACCCCAAACCUUAGUCAAUUGCUCGGGUCUACGGGGCAUCGACAUUGGUAACAAUGAAAUACAAGGUACGUUUCCAUUUUGGAUGGAAACACUCCCCCGCCUUCGUACCCUCGUCUUGACAUCAAAUAAGUUCAAUGGUACGAUGUUGGCGGCUUCACACGUGGAGCAACCAUUUCCAAAGUUGCAAGUCUUGGAUGUAUCACAAAAUGCGUUUGUUGGUUCUCUACCUGAUGGAUAUUUCAAGAAAUUUCGAGGUAUGAUAGAUGCCAAGGAAAACCAAACCGAUGAGUUAUAUUGGUUUGUAAGAUUUAUGGACUUGACUCUCACAGUGAAAGGACUGGAACAGUUAUUGGAGCGACUAUUGACAACCUUCACAACUAUCGAUCUCUCAUCCAACAAAUUCUCCGGGAGCAUUCCACCUUCUCUAGGAGAUCUUAACUCUCUUAGAUAUUUGAAUUUGUCACACAAUACACUCAGAGGACAUAUACCACCAUCUCUCGGAGGUAUGAGUUUGCUCGAGUCGUUGGACUUGUCUUCAAACAAACUGGAUGGAGAAAUUCCGAGUGGAUUGGCAAGGUUGACGUUUCUUGCCAAGUUAAAUCUUUCGAUGAAUAAUCUUGCCGGACAAAUACCACUAUCUACUCAACUUUCCACAUUUGGUAAUGAAUCAUAUGUGGGAAAUGUAGGGUUGUGUGGAUUUCCAUUGACGAAAAAAUGUGAGAGGAGUACUGACACAAAACCAUCGUUUCCUCAAGAGAAUGAUGAUGAUGAUGAUGAUGAGUACGGAUUUAUAGAUGGAUUUGGUUGGCGAAGUGUGGUGGUGGGGUAUGUAUGUGGAUCUGUAGUUGGAAUUGCAAUUGGUUACAUGAUUAUAAGAUAUGGAAGGCCAAGAUGGUUAGUAGAAUUUUUUUUAGGAGUCGGAUAUACUAACGGUAUAAAGAUGAAGAGAAAAAAUAGAGCAACAACAUGACCAAGAAGAUGUAUCUAGACAAUUGACAAACAUUGUAGUUUUAACAUAUGCAGUCAAUGUAUGAUGUGCACGUAAUGCAUCUUAAACUAUUGCAAUUUGCUUAUCCGACUCCACUCUACUUCUGCUACUAUUUGUACUAACAUAAAUAAUAAUCACUUUGAAUCUUAUACUAUUGUA
Salvia splendens (bonfire salvia) is the source of this 2981-nucleotide messenger RNA. RefSeq names its product receptor-like protein 52. The coding region runs from base 102 to 2804 and encodes 900 amino acids. The record is from RefSeq and is a predicted model, not a curated record. The transcript is spliced from 8 exons. Lineage: Eukaryota; Viridiplantae; Streptophyta; Magnoliopsida; Lamiales; Lamiaceae. Gene Ontology annotation, molecular function: protein binding.